AUGGCCGUCCCAGAACAUCUGGCGCUGCCGCACUUCAACGGCAACUUCUCGCUGGUGGAGAAAACCGAGCCCGUCAUCGGCAAGUCGAAAAGCCACAUAUGGCUGUGUCUGCUUGAAGAGAUACUCAACGGCGUCAAGGGCGGCAGCAGCACUACCACAAACGACGGUGAAGGCAUCGUCCAGACUGACGAUUUCCUUAAGCAGGGCUGGGAGGGCUACGAUGCCGGAAAGACGUACGUAGUCCGCUUGAGCAUGUGGAGCGUGAAUCCUGAUGAGUCGGAGCCCUGGCGCAACGAGCAGGUUUGGGGUAUCCAACAUGGACGAUGGACGGGUGGUGUUGCGUUUACUAAGGGGGCUAUUAGAGAAACCGCACGGCUUGUAUACGAUUACGAAUCGUAGAGUUUAGGAGCGGAAAGCAAUAUAUUUGGGAUUUGAUGCACGGACGGCCAUAGCAGAAUCGAUACUUAUUAACGUACCUACUUAUAGG
Messenger RNA from Pseudomassariella vexata, 487 nucleotides. RefSeq lists its product as uncharacterized. Bases 1 to 399 code for a protein of 132 amino acids. The transcript has 2 exons. NCBI's taxonomy places the organism in Eukaryota, Fungi, Ascomycota, Sordariomycetes, Amphisphaeriales, Pseudomassariaceae. The record is from RefSeq and is a predicted model, not a curated record.